Messenger RNA from Penicillium paradoxum, 1179 nucleotides. RefSeq names its product small ubiquitin-related modifier domain-containing protein. Bases 1 to 1179 code for a protein of 392 amino acids. The record is from RefSeq and is a predicted model, not a curated record. The transcript has a single exon. Gene Ontology annotation, molecular function: protein binding. Lineage: Eukaryota; Fungi; Ascomycota; Eurotiomycetes; Eurotiales; Aspergillaceae.
AUGAGCUCUUUUUUCAAGAGACCCUCAUGGGCAGUCAAAGAUACUUCGAAAACUGGCACUGAAUUUUAUCGGCGCUCAGAACAAACAUACUCUGAUAUCGUUGCUGCAACCCGAGAAGCGCACCAGAAGCCAAAAGCACCGACAACCCCAGAAGAUGCAGAAGACACAGAAGAAACAGAAGACACAGAAGAUACAGAAGAUGCAGAAGAUAAAGAAGAUACAGAACCAAAGAAGCGACCUCGCCUUUCCGAGGAGAAUGAGCAUCAUCACAAGGAUACUAGCCCUGUGCGGGAUACAAUCAAUGGGAAUGAGAGGGAAAAACUUGCGCCAGCAGUGCCGCCAAAGCUCCCGAGUCCAUCGUACGAUGUCUCACACGGGCCAGUCAGUCAACAUAAGACCAUCCAACGACGUGCAUCAGAAAGUCGCCCAUCUGUGAUACCACAAGAAAUCAAGUCUCCGGAAGUACUACGUCCUCCGCCUGUUCGACUAUCGGCCCUUCAGGCAGAUAAACCGGCAACUCGAAGCCCUCGACCUGUUCAAUCACCGACAAUUCCAGUGAAUGAUCCGGUCGUCCAAAUCAUAAUCUCAUCUGAAAUUCCGAACACCAAACCUUUACUCGUCCAUCGAAAAAUGUCACAAAGUCUAAGGGAAGUGCGGUUGGCAUGGUGCAAACGCCAAGAUUUUGAGUCAGAGUUACAUCCAUCGGUCCAUCUGACCUGGAAGGGCAGACGUCUAUUCGACGUGACAACCUGCAGAAGUCUAGGUAUAAAGGCCAGGGAAAAUUCGUCGUCGAUCCUUGACAUCGACGAUGAUUCGGCAGAGCAGAAAGAGCUGCGCAUACAUAUGGAAGCAGUUUCCGAUGCGCCUGCUCUUCUCAAUCGCCAAGCUGCUUCGCCUAAUAAUGAACAGCAUCCUGCAGAAUCACAACCACCACCAGAAGAUGAUCAGGGUGAGCCAAUGAAGCUUGUUCUCCGGAGCCCUGGACUGGAUGACUUCAAGAUAAAGGCAAGGCAGAAGACUCAGAUUUCGCGACUCAUCUCUGCGUUUCGAAACAAACAGAAUAUUCCUGCGGACCGUGAGAUCAUCCUCGAGUUUGAUGGAGACAAACUUGACCCCGAUGAAAGUCUUGGCCACUAUGAUAUUGACGAUUUAGACCUGGUGGAUGUCCAGAUCAAAUAA